Messenger RNA from Hibiscus syriacus, 1402 nucleotides. RefSeq names its product probable xyloglucan endotransglucosylase/hydrolase protein 32. Lineage: Eukaryota; Viridiplantae; Streptophyta; Magnoliopsida; Malvales; Malvaceae. Bases 164 to 1048 code for a protein of 294 amino acids. The transcript has 4 exons. Gene Ontology annotation, molecular function: hydrolase activity, hydrolyzing O-glycosyl compounds; xyloglucan:xyloglucosyl transferase activity. Gene Ontology annotation, biological process: xyloglucan metabolic process; cell wall biogenesis. The record is from RefSeq and is a predicted model, not a curated record. Gene Ontology annotation, cellular component: apoplast; cell wall.
UACACCUUGUCCCGUUGCUUUCUCUCUCUCACAAGUCACAAAUCACACACCACCAUUUAUACACUCCCAAUCAUUCCACCUUUCCCCCCAGCAAGUUUCUUUCUCUCUUUUCUUCUUGGCUUUCUUUCUUUCCUUCUUGGCUUUCCUUCUUUCCUUCUUCACCAUGGCUAUCUUCCUCUCAUUUCUUCUCAUUCUAUUGUUUCCUUCAGCCAAUGCGGACUGGCCACCUUCUCCUGGUUACUGGCCCAGCUCUAAGUUCAGGCCUAUGAGCUUUAACAAAGGGUUUCGAAAUCUUUGGGGUCCUGGUCAUCAACGUGUAGACCAAAAUGCCUUAACAAUCUGGCUAGAUAGAACUUCAGGGAGUGGGUUCAAGUCAGUUAAGCCUUUUCGUUCUGGUUACUUUGGCGCCUCUAUUAAAGUGCAGCCUGGUUAUACUGCAGGGGUUAUAACAGCUUUCUAUCUAUCAAACAAUGAAGCUCAUCCAGGGUUCCAUGAUGAAGUGGACAUAGAUUUCCUUGGAACGACAUUUGGGAAGCCUUACACUUUACAAACCAAUGUGUAUAUCAGAGGGAGUGGCGAUGGGAAAAUCAUUGGCAGAGAGAUGAAGUUUCAUCUUUGGUUUGAUCCUACCAAAGACUUUCACCACUAUGCCAUUCUUUGGAGUCCUAGAGAGAUUAUAUUCUUAGUAGAUGAUGUUCCCAUAAGGAGGUAUCCGAAGAAGAGUGCUGCAACAUUUCCUUUAAGGCCAAUGUGGGUGUAUGGUUCAAUAUGGGAUGCCUCAUCAUGGGCAACCGAAGAUGGAAAAUACAAAGCGGAUUACAGAUACCAACCGUUCGUUGCAAAGUACACCAACUUCAGAGCAGGCGGUUGCAGUGCCUAUGCUCCGGCUUGGUGCCGGCCUGUCUCGGUCUCGCCUUCCCGGUCCGGUCGGCUAACCAGGCAGCAACGUAGAGCGAUGAGAUGGGUUCAAAGAUACCAUAUGGUGUACAACUAUUGCAGGGACCCCAAAAGGAACCAUGCCUUAACCCCCGAGUGUUGGACCAAGUGAAUGAACUUUAUAACAGUUCAAUCAAUUUUUCUUUUUUACUUCUCCGUGUGAAAGAAUUUUACUAUCUGUCCACUUGUUUUCUUGGUAUUGAGACGGAUCCAACUUUGCCGACAAUACUAAUGCAUGGCUCCAAAAGAGAAUAAGUCCAAAAAGUUCUGCAUCAUUGUUUUGAUUGGUCUCCUGAAGUUUGUCAGAUUGGAAAAAUAAUACAAAGGGAGAAAAAAGAAUACUGAAAAGAGAAGAGAAUAAAAGAAAUGGGAUAAAUUAGAUGAUGAAGCCAGGGAUAUUGGGUCAUGGGAGUUUUGAGUGUGUUGUUUCAGUAAUCAUUUCUUAAUAAAAGCAGAAGUUUAUCUA